Messenger RNA from Oldenlandia corymbosa var. corymbosa, 1590 nucleotides. The record is from the annotation of a GenBank genome assembly. NCBI's taxonomy places the organism in Eukaryota, Viridiplantae, Streptophyta, Magnoliopsida, Gentianales, Rubiaceae.
AUGUACUAUUACUUUCAACUUUCCUGUGUCCUUGGUUUUCUGGUUACUUGUGCAUGGAAAACGUUGGAUUUCAUCUGGUUUCAGCCAAGAAAACUCGAGAAGCAACUCCGAUCACAAGGCCUUCCCGGAAAUUCCUACAGACCGAUCAUCGGUGACUUGAGGGAAUAUACCAAGAUGAUUAAAGAAGCUGAAUCAAACAUGUCGGGGAUUGGUCGUUCUUCCGACAACGGCGACGAUAUUCAUCCAGGAAUUGUUAGUCGUUUCAUAUUUGAAACAGCCAAGAAAUAUGGUACGGAUUGUUUCAUUUGGUUUGGAUCAAGGCCGGUAAUUAUCAUCAAGGACCCUAAACUAAUGAAGGAGAUCUUUCUUAAGCCUAAUCACUUCCAUAAGGCUAAUUUCAUUGAUCCACUCAAAUCACUGUUGGUUGGCCUAAUUGCAGUUGAGGGAGAGAAGUGGAUCAAACACAGAAGGUUGAUCAAACCUUCUUUCCAACUGGAGAAAAUUAAGCUUAUGUUGCCAGCUUUUCGAUUGAGCACUGAAGAAAUGUUGGCCACGUGGGAAGAAAGUCUUUCACCUCAAGGAUCUUGCGAUUUAGAUGUUUGGCCUUCUCUCCUAACUUUAACCAGUGAUGCCAUUUCUCGAACAGCAUUCGGUACAAAUUACGAGGAAGGAAGAAACGUAUUUGAACUUCAAAGAGAACAAGCAAGCUAUGUUAUAACAACUAUUCGAUCACUGAGUUUUCCAGGGUUGAGGUUUCUACCCACCAAGAAAAAUAGAAGAAUCAACGAGAUAGAAAAGGUGGUCAGAAUAAAAAUUAGGGAUAUUAUUGACAAGAGAUUAAAAGCAAGAAAAUUAGGAGAGGACUACGUUGACAAGGAUGAUUUACUGGGCAUAUUGUUAGAGUCUAAUGCUAAAGAGAUUAAACAAAAGAAUGGUUUGACCAUUGAAGAUGUUAUUGAAGAAUGUAAACAUUUUUAUUUAGCUGGGCAAGAAACAACUUCCAUAUUGCUCGUUUGGACUUUAAUUUUACUUAGCAGGCAUCAAGAUUGGCAGUCACGUGCAAGAGAUGAGGUUUUUCAAGUUUUUGGGAGGAAACAAAUAGAUUUCGAUGGCCUUAAUCAGCUCAAAGUGGUGACAAUGAUCUUCGCUGAGGUCUUAAGACUGUAUCCAUCAGUACCGGUGCUUAUGAGAGAAACUCGCGAAGAAAGAAAACUAGGAGAGUUUAAGAUUCCAGCCGGGGUACUUCUGUCUUUACAAGUGUGGAUGUUACAUCGUGACUUUGAGGUAUGGGGAGAUGAUGCCGAGGAAUUCAAACCAGAAAGAUUUAGGGAUGGGAUAUCAAGCACAUUAACGACAAAAGAUAUGAGCCAAUUGGUUGCAUUCGUUCCAUUUGGGUGGGGGCCUCGAAUCUGCAUUGGACAAAACUUUGCAAUGAUUGAAGCGAAGUUGACCUUGGCAAUGAUUUUGCAACGUUUCACCUUCCAUCUUUCCCCAUCUUACGAGCAUGAGCCUCAAACACUAAUCACACAACAACCUCAACACGGUGCCAAUCUAAUCUUGCACAAAUUGUGACGUACAGUUUAAUUCGAG